AUGGGUAACGACGGUGGAAGCAUUCCAACCCGCCGCGAGCUCGUCCGCGAAGCAGCCCGUGCUCCGAGCACAGCGCAAGUAAAAGAAACCCAGCGCGAACAGCAAGAACACUCCUGGACAACCUGCCCACUGUCGCACAAGACCCUUUCUCGACCAAUCGUUUCGGACUCGGUCGGAAACCUCUACAACAAAGACGCCAUCCUUCAGUUUCUUCUGCCUGGUGAUGAUGGCGAGGGAAUCAGCUCGAAGGCUGACUGCGAGGAGAUCCUAUGCGGGCGAGUAAAGUCACUCCGCGAUGUUGUCGAGUUGAAGUUUGAAGUUGAUACCGAGCGCACCGAGCACCCAUCACACCGUGCCCAUGCGCCUCGCGAGCGCGGCGAGGGCUGGAUUUGCCCGAUCACCGCGAAGCCAUUGGGACCAGGUGUGAAAUCCGUCUAUCUAGUGCCGUGUGGGCAUGUUUUUGCGGAGGAGGCUGUUCGACAGCUGAAGAGUGAUAAGUGUUUGCAGUGCAACGAAUCCUAUGCUGAAGAGAAUAUCAUUCCCAUUCUUACCACUAAAGAAGACGACAAGAAGCGUCUCAUCGAGCGAGGCCACAAGCUAGCUGAACAAUCUCUUACACAUUCUCUUAAGAAAGCUCCCGGUUCGAAGAAGCGCAAGAAGAACACCACCGCCGAGGAUACCUCGAACACCACUGGGGAAGCUUCGAAGCAGGCUUCUGACGUCAAAAGCCGGAGUAACACUUCAACACCAGUGCCUAGUGCCUCGGGAAAUGGCAUCAAGAAUGCUGCUACUUCCUCUCUUACUGCACGUGUGCUGGCGGAGGAGAAUGAGAGGAAGAAGCGCCGGAAGGGUAAUGAGAAUAUCGACAGUCUCUUUUCCAAGAAGGACGGAGCCUCGAAAAAUGGCGAUUUUAUGACCAGAGGGUUUUCAAUUCCUUCUGCUGCGCCGAGGUAA
Messenger RNA from Penicillium nucicola, 954 nucleotides. Its product is annotated as replication termination factor 2. Lineage: Eukaryota; Fungi; Ascomycota; Eurotiomycetes; Eurotiales; Aspergillaceae. Gene Ontology annotation, biological process: site-specific DNA replication termination at RTS1 barrier; mitotic DNA replication termination. The coding region runs from base 1 to 954 and encodes 317 amino acids. The transcript is spliced from 3 exons. The record is from RefSeq and is a predicted model, not a curated record. Gene Ontology annotation, cellular component: nucleus.